Molecule: messenger RNA, 1504 nt
Organism: Lolium rigidum
Lineage: Eukaryota; Viridiplantae; Streptophyta; Magnoliopsida; Poales; Poaceae
Product: F-box protein At3g07870-like
Exons: 2
Coding region: 124-1401 (425 amino acids)
Molecular function (GO): protein binding
Source: RefSeq, a predicted model, not a curated record
CAUCAAAUCCACGCCACGAGCUCUCCAUGGCGACAAGAUCUCGUCGACGGCGGGUUCGUCUAGAUUACUCGGCGACUACUCGUUUUCCUCCGGGCUCCUCGAUUUCGCGUGCUUCUUCCACCGAUGUGGUCCGCUGCGGCGUCUGCUUGUUGCCAGACCUCUGUGGAAAAGGCGCUACGGCUUGGGAGUAUUGGACCCUUUCUGGACAAAGAUCUGGCUGCAAUGGCAAGACAAGAAGCCACUACAAUUGAGUGUGCUGGAUUUCUCACCGAAGACAUCAUCGAGGAGAUACUUAUCAGACUCCCUGCGAGCAGUUUACUUCGGUUCCGCAGCGUAUCCAAGCAAUGGCGCAAUCUACUCAGCAGCCCAAACUUCAUCAUGGCAAACUUGCAGCAUGCAUCGCAACGCCUCCUCCUCUUUUCUGAUAGAGAUUUAUCCACGCCUCUUCGUAUUCAGUCAAACAUCUUUGAUGAAGCAUGGUCCCCAUCAUCAUCUGGUUAUUCGGCCGAUGGCCUUUUUGCGUCCUGCAAUGGCCUGCUCUGUUUCAACGAGGAAUCCUCACUGAAGAUCUGCAACCCCAUGACAGGUCACUCUCUGCACAUUGUAAAACCAGCGAGGACAUCGGAUAGUCAAUUCCGCUGUGAAUAUGCCUUCGGGUUUCACCCCAAAACUAACAAAUACAAGAUUAUACAUUUUAUGCACGAGUUCCAUGGCCAAGGACGUCCCUGCCGGGUGGAUUCGAUACAGGUGUACACCCUUGGUGAAGAGGAGUGGAGAGAGAUAAGAGUUCCAAGCGCUCCUUUCUUGCUGUCAUUAGGAGUUGUCAAUGUGGAUGGAGCUAUGCACUGGAUAACAGGGCCAAAUGGCGGAUGUUCAGAUAUCGCGGUGAUGUCAUUUGAUCUCAACGAAGAGGUGUUCACAUCAGUUCGUCCUCCGACACUGCAGCAAGAAAAGAAGGCCCGCUAUUGCACGUGCGAUUACUCUAUGACAGAGAUAGAUGGAAAGGUAUGCUUUGUGAUCACGUUAACACAUUCCCGUCUGCAAAGCCCAGAGCAGUACAAUGCUCCUGGGGAGUUCAAUAUCUGGAUGCUCGACUGCCACAGCAAGCAGAAGUGGUUGCCCAUGUACACCAUCAUAUGGCCACCUGGAUUCUGGUCUACUGUUCGCCCGCCGGUUUUCAUCCACGGGAGGAAGGUGCUGCUGCAAGACAUUGGUGGCCAACUGUGGUCCUACGAUGUUACAGCCAAUAACUGUCAGCUUCAGAUAAGCUCUCAGAGGAUGGUGGCAAGCCACCGUCGCCCCAGAGAUGUGCAUUCCUAUUUCUACAAGGAGUCUCUUGUAGCAUUGGAUGGGUUGGCCGGUCGACGCGCAUUGCUGAGUAAAUCUAUACUACUAAUGUAAGGGUCUCAAGCUCUGGUGCCUGCUCAUGUGGCAAUGGUGACAAGAAUGAUCGUUAGUGUUGGCGUCCUUCAAUAUUGAUACAUUGGCUUAAUCCCUGAACUAA